Molecule: messenger RNA, 330 nt
Organism: Prunus armeniaca (apricot)
Lineage: Eukaryota; Viridiplantae; Streptophyta; Magnoliopsida; Rosales; Rosaceae
Source: the annotation of a GenBank genome assembly
AUGCCAAGCUUGCUGAACGAAGGGACUUGUGAUGCACCGACGGGAGAAACAAAAGACCUAAGCCAAGUUGGGUCUCUUGCCGAACGACACCUGCCGCCUAAAAAUUCUUCCUCCUCGCAGCCCUCUCGAAGGCCCAGCUCCAAACUCUUGCUAAAUCUGCAGAGCUGUAGAAGCCUCUCCGAACGGCAGGUUUCGUACUCAGACACCUUAACUAAGGGACUCGGUCACCUUGAUGAGAAUGCCCAGCUCAAGAGUAUCGAAGCUGUGAAAAAUAGGGGACUUGGCUCUGUCGCCGCAGCCCCAGCUCCUAUUUUCAAACCAGGGCCUUAG